UUCAACUCUGUAGCUUGGCAGAUAAAGAACCAUGAAGUGUAUGAUUGCCCUUGUACUCCUCGGAGUUGCUGCUGCUGAGGCUAGUUAUGGUUAUGGAGGAUAUGGCAGAAGUUAUGGCGGCUAUGGAGGAUAUGGUGGAUAUGGAGGAUAUGGUGGAUAUGGACAUGGAUAUGGACAUGGAUAUGGCAAGAGGUCUGCUGAAGCUGAGCCUGAACCAACUGCUGUAGCUGCUGCUGAACCUGAAGCUGAUGCCUCCUAUGGAUAUGGAGGAUAUGGCAGAAGUUAUGGUGGAUAUGGAGGAUACGGCAGAAGCUAUGGUGGAUAUGGACAUGGUUAUGGCCAUGGGUAUGGCAAGAGGUCUGCUGAUGCUGAGCCUGAACCAACAGCUGUAGCUGCUGCUGAACCUGAAGCUGAUGCCUCUUAUGGAUAUGGAGGAUAUGGCAGAAGUUAUGGAGGAUAUGGCAGAAGUUAUGGUGGAUAUGGUGGAUAUGGAGGAUAUGGCAGAAGCUAUGGUGGAUAUGGACAUGGUUAUGGCAAGAGGUCUGCUGAAGCUGAGCCUGAAGCUGAUGCCUCUUAUGGAUAUGGAGGAUAUGGCAGAAGUUAUGGAGGAUAUGGAGGAUAUGGCAGAAAUUAUGGUGGAUAUGGCAGUUAUGGCCAUGGUUAUGGCAAGAGAUCUGCUGAUGCUGAGCCCUCUUAUGGAUAUGGUGGUUAUGGUGGAUACAGCAGAGGAUAUGGGUAUGGAGGUUAUGGUUAUGGCCAAGGCUAUGGAUAUCAUGGUUAACUCUAUGGUUAGUGAAAUACCAAGAGUGCAGAGUUGAAUUGUCUGAAUUAAAAUAAAAUUAUAAAACUAUUAAAA
Molecule: messenger RNA, 856 nt
Organism: Eurytemora carolleeae
Lineage: Eukaryota; Metazoa; Arthropoda; Copepoda; Calanoida; Temoridae
Product: keratin-associated protein 6-2
Source: RefSeq, a predicted model, not a curated record